Messenger RNA from Suhomyces tanzawaensis NRRL Y-17324, 2958 nucleotides. RefSeq names its product protein phosphatase 2A regulatory subunit (gene RTS1). The record is from RefSeq and is a predicted model, not a curated record. Lineage: Eukaryota; Fungi; Ascomycota; Pichiomycetes; Serinales; Debaryomycetaceae. Gene Ontology annotation, cellular component: protein phosphatase type 2A complex; membrane. The transcript has 2 exons. Gene Ontology annotation, biological process: signal transduction. Bases 1 to 2958 code for a protein of 985 amino acids. Gene Ontology annotation, molecular function: protein phosphatase regulator activity.
AUGUCGUCUUUUUUCCGCACAUACAACCAGCUCAUCUUGAAACGGCCAUUGGCCACCAACAUCCUCACCACGGGGUUCUUGUUUGGGGCUGGCGACGUUCUCGCCCAGUCCCUCUUCAAUCCCGAGCGCCACCACGGCUACGACUACCCUCGCACUCUCCGUGCGGUGGCCUACGGCUCGGUGGUGUUCGCACCCCUUGGCGACAAGUGGUACAAGCUCUUGAACCGUAUCCAGCUUGGCGGCACAACCCGCACCAGCACGGUGGGCACCACUGCCGUGCGAGUAGCCGCCGACCAGUUGGGGUUUGCGCCGUUUGUGGGGAUUCCGCUCUAUUUCAGCAUGAUGACAGUCUUCGAAGGAAAGACGCCUGUGGUGGACGAGAUCUCACGUAAGCUCUCCACCAGCUGGUGGAGCACGUUGACCACCAACUGGAUGGUGUGGCCAGUCUUCCAGGCGUUCAACUUCUACUUGAUGCCUGUGCAGUUCCGGUUGCUUGGGGUGAAUGUGUUCAGCAUAGGCUGGAAUUGUUACAUGAGCUACGUGUUGAACAAAAAAGAUGGUGGCGAGCGCGGAGGGCCGCUAGGAGCAAAGAUAGGCGACGAGCAGAUGAUGAAAGGAUUCAAGAAUAGGCUCACCAGAAACAAGAGCCAGAGCUCCAGCAAGAAGACCGACAAGAAGGCAGAAAAGGAGAAGGAAAAGUCCGACAAGAAGACCACCCCUCCUCCCAGCCAGUCGCCUUCAGGAGGCAAGAUCUUGUCUGCGUCGUCUUCGUCGUCAUCCUUGAAAUCCAACUCCCCCAGCCCCUCCAGGAACAACAGCGGGAAUUCUGUCAAGUCGGCCAACUCCGGGGGAACAGGCUCGGCCACCACCAGCUCUCAAGUUUCCCAAUCCCCCCACCUGCCCAAACCUCAGGAUUCCCCCAAAAUUACCAUCAAUAACAUUGACUUCGAUGCAUCUAGCAAUGUGAAUUCUGGAAAUAGCAAUUUCGGUACUGGUACCAAUAACAUUCUCAACAAUUCAGCUUCGGUGUCUCCAUCAUCGAAUCCAAGCUCUCCAAUACCUUCCCCAAACCACAUUACCUCGUCUUCUCCUUCUCCCUUUGAAGGUAAGGUCACCCACAGUCAACAGCCCGCAAUUCAUCCAUUCCUGUUAAAUACAAACAUUGCAUCUCCUUCCAAGGAAAAUAUCGACAUUGAUUUGAUUGUCACGCCAAAGAGGCACUCAUCUUCUCGGUUCGAACCUUCCAAUUCCGAUAGGUACCAAGAGAUGGUGAAAUUACCAAACUUCGAUGAAGUUUUACCAGAAGAACAGAUUCCAUUGUUCAUUCAAAAGAUUGACCAAUGCAAUGUGAUGUUUGAUUUUAGUGACCCCACAUUUGAUUUGAGAGGUAAAGAAAUUAAGAGAAUCACCUUGCAAGAAUUGAUCCAGUUUAUUUCCAACAAUAGAUUCAGCUACACUGACGAAAUGUAUAAACACGUUGUUUCAAUGUUCAAGAAGAAUUUGUUCCGUCCAAUUCCCCCUCCUGUCAACCCAGUUGGUGAGCUUUUCGAUCCAGAUGAGGAUGAGCCAGUCAGUGAAUUGGCAUGGCCCCACAUGCAAGCCAUCUAUGAGUUUUUCUUGAGAUUUAUCGAGCUGCCAGAUUUUCAGCAUCAAUUGGCAAAGCUUUACAUUGACCAUGAUUUCAUCUUGAGAAUUUUGGAACUAUUUGAUAGUGAGGAUCCAAGGGAAAGAGACUGCUUGAAAACCACCUUGCAUAGAAUUUAUGGUAAGUUCUUGAGUUUAAGAAGUUUCAUUAGAAAAUCUAUCAACAAUGUUUUCUUACAGUUUGUUUAUGAAACAGAAAGAUUCAACGGUAUUGGAGAAUUAUUGGAAAUAUUGGGUUCGAUCAUCAACGGUUUUGCUCUACCAUUGAAGGAAGAACAUAAGAUAUUCUUGGUGAGAAUCUUGAUACCAUUACACAAGGUCAAGAGUGUUUCACUCUAUCACCCACAGUUAGCCUAUUGUAUUGUCCAGUUUUUGGAGAAAGAUCCUUCUUUGACUGAAGACGUUAUAAUGGGAUUAUUGAGAUUCUGGCCAAAGAUCAAUAGUCCAAAGGAAGUAAUGUUCCUAAACGAGAUUGAAGACAUUUUUGAAGUAAUGGAACCAAAUGAAUUUUUAAAGAUCCAAAUUCCUUUAUUCGCUCAAUUGUCCAAAUGUAUCUCGUCGCCACACUUCCAGGUUAGUGAAAAGGUGUUGUGCUAUUGGUCUAACGAAUACUUCUUGACUUUGAUAACGGAGAAUGCUGAGGUUGUGUUACCAAUAAUUUUUGCUUCAUUGUACGAGUUGACAAACUCUACCCAACCUGGAAUAGAGAAUGGGAUCAUGCAGCAAAAAUUAUCCGAUAAUCCACAAGCCACUAAGGAUGCAAAUGGAAAUCUUAUUGACAAGGGAUUGGUUUUGCAGGAUUUGAACCAAGGUAUAAUACCAAGCUCCAAUGAUCCAAAUCAUCCUCAUCACAAUUUGCUCCAUGUUCACGAAAGUCAUCAAACAAAGCAUGGCUCAAACUCUUUUGCCCAAGGAGACCUUAACGGUAAUGAUAUGAAUGAUGAAGAAUACUAUGAUUCCUUUUCUUCUCUUCAAAAUUCUGGAGGCCAUAACAUGGGCGAUGAAUAUAAUGCUUAUGAUGACGGUACCAAUAUGCUCCAACACAACUCCGCAACCUCCAAUUGGAAUAGAAGUAUCCAUUCAUUGGCCUAUGGAGCUUUGAAGGUAUUCAUGGAUCACAAUCCAAUUUUGUAUGAUCAUUGCACCAUGUUAUAUCAUCAAUCAUUAGAGGAACAAAAGCAAAGAGAAGUCGCAAGAAAGGAAGGUUGGAGAAGAAUUGAAGAAUAUGUCAGGUCUAUUAAGGAAAAGCAAAGACAAGAUCUUGAUCAAGCAAGGUCUAAUCCAGCAGAAAGUAGAGGGUUAGUAAGUCGUUGA